Messenger RNA from Solea senegalensis (Senegalese sole), 7882 nucleotides. It is a transcript of the gene atp2b2, whose product is annotated as ATPase plasma membrane Ca2+ transporting 2. The transcript is spliced from 23 exons. The coding region runs from base 846 to 4703 and encodes 1285 amino acids. Gene Ontology annotation, cellular component: postsynaptic density membrane; intracellular membrane-bounded organelle. Gene Ontology annotation, biological process: regulation of cytosolic calcium ion concentration; calcium ion transmembrane transport. Gene Ontology annotation, molecular function: P-type calcium transporter activity; PDZ domain binding; ATP hydrolysis activity. The record is from RefSeq and is a predicted model, not a curated record. Lineage: Eukaryota; Metazoa; Chordata; Actinopteri; Pleuronectiformes; Soleidae.
CUAGUUCUCUCCCUCUCUCUCUUUCUCUCUCUCGCUCUGUCCUCAGAAUGAGGUUAGCACCACUACCAGCACCAGCAGCAGGAAAGAAAGACAGUAGAGCCACAGUUACUGCAGGAGGCAGGAGAGGCUGUUCUACAGCUGUGCAUCACCUAUCACUGAAUCCAUCACUGCCUUAAGAACGCAGCACUCAUCUCUGUACUCCCUCUGUGUGUCUCGCUCUCCUCUCGCCUCACCUUCUGUCCUCCUUGAAUUAAUCUAUUGAAUUCAACUCGCCCUCUCUCUCUCCCUCUCUCUGUAGCAGUGAUGGGGAAGACCACCAUGUAGAGAGAGAAAGGCAGCAGAGGCAACAGCAGAAUAGCAGCAAUGGGAAGCCACACAUGGAGCGGGUCUGGACUGCAGCCGUGGUGAGCCUGAGACCUACAGGACUUACAACCACCAUCAUUGCCCUUCUCAAGACCUGACCACUGGGGCUGUCCAACGCUCACCUGGAUGCUCCCGACUUGUGUUUCAUCAUCGCCUCCUCUCCUUGCACACUGCUGCUCCUUUUCUUGUUUUUUCUCUUUGAUGAUUUUUGGUAUCCUGAUACCUGACAAUCUCUCCUGAAAAAGAGAAGCUGUUCAUCAGUUUAUUCCCUUGGAUUUUUCCCCCCUUUUAAAUCUUUAUCUGCCUACAUUAUCUUCAAGUAUCAUUCUUUUUUCCCCCCAGUUUUUGGGUUGUUUUUGCUAGAUACCUGAUUUGAAUUUUUUUUCAGAUGAGCCUAAGCUAAUCUCUCUGUUGUGCAAGCUUUUUGAUUGAUCUCUAAGCAAUAACAAGCACUUAUAUAACUGACUUGACUAGCUGACACCAUGGGGGACUUGUCAAACAGCGAUUUUUAUGCCAAGAACCAAAGCAAUGACAGCAACCGGUUGGCAGGCUUCGGCUGCUCGCUCAUGGAGCUGCGAUCGUUGAUGGAGCUGCGUGGCACAGAGGCUGUGGUCAAGCUCCAGGAGGACUACGGGGGUACUGAGGGACUCUGCACACGUCUGAAAACCUCACCCACAGAAGGUCUUACAGGUACCCAACUCGACCUGGACAAGAGAAGAGAAAUAUUUGGGAAAAACCUCAUACCUCCAAAGAAGCCAAAAACCUUCCUGCAGCUGGUAUGGGAGGCAUUACAGGAUGUCACCCUCAUCAUCCUGGAGGUUGCUGCACUGGUCUCCCUGGGCCUUUCCUUCUACAGCCCUCCUGGAGAUGCUUCUGGAGAAUCCUGCGGCUCAGCAGCAGGUGGGGUCGAACAUGAGGGCGAGGGAGAAGCUGGCUGGAUCGAGGGCGCAGCCAUCCUGUUGUCUGUGGUGUGUGUGGUGCUGGUUACAGCCUUCAACGACUGGUCCAAGGAGAAGCAGUUCCGGGGGCUGCAGAGUCGCAUUGAGCAGGAGCAAAAAUUCCAGGUCGUCCGUGGUGCCCAGGUCAUACAGCUGCCUGUGGCUGACAUCGUGGUAGGGGAUAUAGCACAGAUCAAAUAUGGUGAUCUUCUUCCUGCCGACGGAAUAUUGAUCCAAGGCAAUGACCUGAAAAUUGAUGAGUCUUCACUGACCGGAGAGUCCGACCAUGUCAAGAAGGCUGCAGACAAGGACCCCAUGCUGUUGUCUGGGACUCAUGUGAUGGAGGGGUCAGGACGCAUGAUAGUGACUGCAGUCGGUGUCAAUUCUCAGACUGGAAUCAUCUUUACCCUGCUGGGGGCGAGCACAGAGGAAGAAGAGAAGAAAGAAAAGAAAGUGGAAGACGGACACCGGAAUGCAGACUGCUCCCAUCCCUCUAUCCACCCUAUCGCAACUAUAGCCACGGAUGGGGCUGCAGGCUUUAAUGCCCCUGGCAGUGCCAGCCUAAUUAAUGGUAAAAUGCAAGAUGGCAAUAUGGAGAGCAACCAGAUUAAAGUAAAGAAGCAGGACGGAGCAGCUGCCAUGGAGAUGCAGCCUCUAAAGAGUGCUGAAGGUGGAGAGUCUGAUGAAAAAGAGAGGAAGAAGGUGUCCAUUUCAAAGAAGGAAAAAUCUGUGCUGCAAGGGAAGCUUACCAAACUGGCUGUCCAGAUCGGCAAAGCAGGUUUGCUCAUGUCAGCCAUCACAGUCAUCAUCCUGGUCCUGUAUUUCGCCAUCGACAACUUUGUGAUGCAGAAGCUCGCUUGGAUGCCAGAGUGCACUCCCAUUUACAUCCAAUUCUUUGUCAAGUUCUUCAUUAUCGGUGUUACGGUGUUGGUGGUAGCUGUGCCAGAGGGGCUGCCACUGGCUGUCACCAUUUCCCUCGCAUAUUCUGUCAAGAAAAUGAUGAAAGACAACAACCUGGUGCGUCACCUUGAUGCCUGUGAAACGAUGGGCAAUGCCACAGCUAUCUGCUCUGACAAGACAGGCACGCUAACUACCAACCGCAUGACGGCCGUGCAGAUUUACGUUGCAGAUGUGCACCACGAAAAAAUCCCGGAUCCUGGAGUUCUGCCUCCCAAAUCACUAGAUUUAAUGAUCCAUUCGAUCGCUAUCAACAGCGCCUAUACCACCAAAAUAUUGCCCCCAGAUAAAGAAGGUGGUCUGCCGAAGCAGGUGGGCAACAAGACAGAGUGCAGCCUACUCGGAUUGGUUUUGGCACUGAAGCGGGAUUAUCAGACAAUAAGAAACCAGAUGCCAGAGGAAAAGCUUUACAAAGUCUACACCUUCAACUCUGUCAGGAAGUCCAUGAGCACUGUCGUCAAAUUGCCCGAUGGGAGUUUCCGCAUGUACAGCAAAGGAGCCUCCGAGAUCGUGCUUAAAAAAUGCAGCCAUAUCCUGAAUGGGGUGGGAGAGGUGAGGGUUUUCCGUCCACGGGACAAGGAUGAGAUGGUGAAGAAGGUGAUUGAGCCUAUGGCAUGUGACGGCCUGAGGACCAUCUGUGUGGCAUACCGUGACUUCGCCAGCAAUCCUGAGCCACAUUGGGAUGACGAGGGCAACAUCCUCAGUGACCUCACAGCCAUCUGUGUUGUUGGGAUAGAGGAUCCUGUCAGGCCAGAGGUGCCCGACGCCAUCCAGAAGUGCCAGCGUGCAGGCAUCACUGUUCGCAUGGUGACAGGAGACAACAUAAACACAGCCAGGGCCAUCGCCAUCAAGUGUGGUAUCAUCCACCCAGGAGAGGACUUCCUCUGUAUCGAUGGCAAAGAGUUCAACAGGAGGAUCCGCAAUGAAAAAGGAGAGGUGGAGCAGGAGCGUAUUGACAAGGUUUGGCCUAAACUGCGAGUUCUGGCCAGAUCCUCCCCUACUGACAAACACACACUGGUCAAAGGAAUUAUUGACAGCACAAUGUCAGCGCAGCGGCAGGUGGUGGCUGUGACAGGUGAUGGGACCAAUGACGGACCUGCUUUGAAAAAAGCAGAUGUAGGCUUUGCCAUGGGGAUUGCUGGAACUGAUGUGGCCAAGGAGGCAUCAGAUAUUAUUCUGACUGACGACAACUUCAGCAGCAUCGUCAAGGCGGUUAUGUGGGGCCGAAACGUCUACGAUAGCAUCUCUAAAUUCCUUCAAUUCCAGCUCACUGUCAACGUUGUCGCUGUCAUAGUCGCUUUCACUGGUGCCUGCGUCACACAGGACUCUCCUCUAAAGGCAGUGCAGAUGUUGUGGGUGAACCUGAUCAUGGACACUUUUGCCUCCCUGGCCUUGGCAACUGAACCUCCCACUGAGUCUCUGCUGAAGAGAAGGCCAUAUGGGCGCAACAAGCCUCUCAUCUCCAGCACCAUGACAAAGAACAUCUUUGGACAUGCAGUCUACCAGCUCAUCAUCAUCUUCACACUGCUCUUUGCUGGUGAACGAUUAUUUGACAUCGACAGUGGCCGUAACGCACCUCUCCACGCUCCUCCAUCUGAGCACUACACCAUCAUCUUCAACGCCUUUGUCAUGAUGCAGCUAUUUAAUGAACUAAACGCCCGAAAAAUCCACGGAGAGAGGAAUGUGUUUUAUGGCAUGCACCACAACCCCAUCUUCUGCUCUAUUGUUGUUGGAACCUUUGCAGUUCAGAUUGUAAUUGUGCAGUUUGGGGGGAAGCCAUUCAGCUGUAAACCUCUGGAUCUGGAAAAGUGGAUGUGGUGUGUUUUCCUCGGCCUUGGAGAGCUCAUUUGGGGACAGGUCAUAUCCACAAUACCCAAUAGCAGGUUACGCUUCCUGCGAAGGGCCGGCCAGUUGUCUAAGAAAGACGACUUACCAGAGGAGGACGCAAACGAAGACAAUGAAGAGAUUGACCAUGCAGAGAGGGAGCUGAGGAGAGGACAGAUACUCUGGUUCAGAGGACUCAACCGCAUUCAGACUCAGAUUGAAGUAGUCAACACCUUCAAGAGUGGCACCUCCUUUCAGGGGGCAGGGGCUCUGAGACGCCAAUCAUCCACCACCAGCCAGACCCAGGAUAUCCGCGUUGUGAAUGCAUUCCGCAGCUCCCUCUAUGAAGGCUUGGAAAAACCCGAUUCCAGAACAUCGAUCCACAACUUCAUGACACACCCCGAAUUUAGGAUAGAAGACUCCACACCCCACAUCCCCCUCAUCGACGACACGGACGACGAUUCCGCUCGGAGGAGAAAGAAGUACUCCAGCCAGCCCUCGUCCCCCAACAAGAACAACAACGCCAUCGACAGUGGCAUCAAUCUCACCAUUGACAGCAGUAAAUCAGCCGCCUCCUCCAGCCCGGCCAGCCCUCUGCACAGCUUGGAGACCAGCCUCUAACCAUGAUCAAAACCUCAGUUCUAACCUCUGACCUCCUGUCCCUGCAGUCUGGGUGUGCUCUCCAGACCUCUACUGCAACCGUACACCUUGUCAACCCCCAAAAUCUCACCCAGUCCAUCCAAAAAUUUGAUGCUCCUCGCCCACUCUAACCGACUCCGCAGGACAGCCCCUGUGUCCAUCUUCGAACUGGAGCUCUUAAAGCUCUCCAUUCUUCUCAAAACUGAGAAAAAUCUAAAAGUAAUAGGACAAAGGUGAAACUUGACAUACAAUCAAAAAAGUGCAGCGAAGCCACAAAACCUACACAGCCAUUUUGCUUUUAUGGUUGUAUGUGAGCACUGGCAGCAGUGGUGGUUCGUAUGACUCUAAGCGUGUGAAGCAUGUACUGCGUCAGCGUGCCGCGUGACUGCACCGAUGUGUGAAACUGUGUCUUUAGCGGCACUGGAAGGAGGGCGAUGAGGAGGGAAAACAUGGUGGAGGAGUAACAAUUGCAAAACAGGACGGACUUUUAAAACUCCCUCUCUUCAACGAUAACAUUGUCAAUAAUGAUAAUAGUUUAAAUUUAAUUGAAACGCAUUGUUCUUAUUCUGAUUCUGAUUAUUAUUGUUAUUAUUAUUGUUCCUCUUGCAUGAAUGUACAUUACCCAAGUUUUAUUUAAAAGGGUUUUAAUUUUAUUGGGGGUUGUUUCGUUCUGAUGGGCUAGGCCUUGCGGCAAACUACUACUUUAAAGACAGCUUCUUUCCUGGUUCCUGGCCUGCAAAAGUCCCCUCGUCUGUGUGGCAUGAACAUGUAUCCGCCUGUACAAAUGUAUUUCAUCCAUUCAAGGGAUUGUGUAACGAGGUGGUGGGGCUCAACUUGCACAGUAGUUUUGCACCUGUCGGAAAAAGAGAAACACACACUAAUGAUGAUAGCAUUUAUGGGAUAUAUUCUAUAAAUAUAAAUACAUAUAACUAUAUUUAGAGAGAGUUUAUCUUUGUUUGUCAGCAUGUUGCCUUGUUCCUGCUUCAAUGGCUCGAAAAUACUUUUGACUUAUUUAUGUCUUAAAGAGAAUGUAAUUUGUUUACAACCUUGUAGAGAUAAACUUCCUGGUUUCUAGAAAGAGGGAGGCAAAGCUUGAGCUCAGAAGAGCUGUGUUGGUGUGUUAUUACUAAAAAAAAAACAAAAAACUGUGUGCUGGAAUUUGCCUGCUAUCUUGUCAAAUAUUGUAGAUAUUUUUAGAGGAUUAACAAACAAAAAGAAACCAAAAUAUAAUGGGAAAACGUAGUAAAUGUGGAAUCUUAGUAUUACUCUAUAUGAUUGUUGGGAUCAAGUAGGAGCGGAUUGCCUUUGGUUUUUUCUAAUCAGAGGCAUCCUUUUUUUGGGACAGAGGGGGAAUAUUUAAUUCUUUAUUCACUACUGCUUCAUUUUUUUUUUGUCUUAUUUUUCUCUGUGCUUCAGCGCUGGCCUGGCGCUCAGGGCUUGAGUCAAAGGCUGAUAUCAGGACCCUGAGAGUGAUAAACCCGUUUGUUCACGCGCACGUUUUUACAAACGUGUGACCAUCAAAAAGCUGCAAAUGAGACAUUUUAGAAAUUUACAAAGUCACAUUUGGAUCUGUAUCACAUGAAAAUCAGACUUCCUUUUCUUUCUUUUUUUUUUGGCUAAAUUUUGACAUAUUAUGUUGUGCUCUUUGUUUUUGUUCUAUUUAAUUUUGAUUGACUCUGAUUUGAAAUGCUAUUCCGUGUCCUCCUCACAGAGGGACACGUGCAGCCCCACAGAGCUGUUGACAUUUUUAACAUCUCAAAAAAAAAAGGUAAAAAAACGCCAAAAAAAAAACCAAACACAUAUGGAAUGUUGCUUUGACUCUUUUUCUAUAUAUAAAAAGACGUUCCUUUUCUGCACUAUCUGGUUAUGAAUGAAAACUUCUGUGGUGUAAUUCUAGAUGUGCUUUCAUGUGUUUUAACCAAGCUUGUCUUCCUGCCGUCACAAGAGUAGACAGUACUCUAGCAUCUCAGCUGUACUCACUAGUCGUGAACUAUUUAUUGUGCUUUGACCAAUCAGACAUUACCAGAGAGGUUACAUAGAGAAGACACAUUAACCCAGUCUAAUUGCACUUAGAAGGACAAGGCCACUUACCUAGUCUCUAAUAUCCUUAUUUUUAAUACUAACCGAAGUCACUGGUAAGCAUGACAUGAUAGGCUCAUUAUGCAACUUGAAAAAAUUGACAAUUUUUUCUACUACUUAAAAAAAUGCUAUAUAUUACGACAGUAUGAACAAUCAUUAAUCUGAGCAGUUGUUUUUAUUUUAUAUCCUCCUCCUCUGUCAUUUCCCAUCUGUCCAUCUGGAGAGGGUGCACAAGCUUUACCAGUCAGCUCAGGCACAUUGAAAAUCUACCGUUUGAAUAAAAAUCUCUUAUUUAAGUUGGGGGAAAAGGAAAAACAAAAAACAGGCUGGAUUCUGAUGUACUGGGUAGCUGAUUAUUUAUUUUUUUUGUUUUCCUUUCCAAUGUUUUAACUUGACAAUUCAUUUGUUUAUUUGUCUGUACAAAAAAAAAGCAAAACAAAACAACAACAAUAAACAAAACAAAAAAACAUCACAACAGCAACAGCAGCAGCAUUUUCAAUUAAAAAAAAACAAGAAAAGAAAGAAAGACUUACGCCGACAUUAGCAGACCACUUUUACAUUCAAGAGGACAUUCAGCUUUAAGAGGAAUGGAAAAAUAAUCUUUGUAAAUACAGCAAUGAGUCCACUAUGGACAGAACCUCCAUGUGGACCGGGUGUGAACACAGGAACUCUUCCUGACUACGUCUGCCAUCACGCACCAUGAGUCGCGUUGCCCGGCGCAGCUGUUUUGGCUGCGUGUCACCGGUCACUGCUCCUGUCAGACACUUCACAACAUCGUGAUCACAUCCAAAUGAUGACAUGCAUUGUAAACCACCAGUUAUUAUGUUGACGAUGACACCGACGAUGAUGAUGAUGAUGACGAUAUCAAUGAUACUUUUUGCAAUAUACUCUCACCUGCCUCGAUGUACUGUAUUUAGCAGCAUGCAGUUUGUGGAACAAAGAAAAAGAGAAAUGCCAACAGAUUACACUUUGGCAUACCAUUUAUGGGUAAGUGAUUUAGGUGUUCAUCUUGUUUUUAUGAUAUUUUUUUUAAAACUAUACAAUAAUUGUAAAUAAAGAUCUCAAUGUCUUUGUUCAUUUAA